This is a messenger RNA of Sinocyclocheilus rhinocerous, 2393 nucleotides long. Its product is annotated as rap guanine nucleotide exchange factor 5-like. The record is from RefSeq and is a predicted model, not a curated record. Gene Ontology annotation, biological process: Ras protein signal transduction. Gene Ontology annotation, molecular function: guanyl-nucleotide exchange factor activity. Gene Ontology annotation, cellular component: plasma membrane. The transcript has 13 exons. NCBI's taxonomy places the organism in Eukaryota, Metazoa, Chordata, Actinopteri, Cypriniformes, Cyprinidae. The coding region runs from base 47 to 1183 and encodes 378 amino acids.
UCCCUCGCUGGAGAAGGAUCUGAAAGAACUUCAGAAACUUCUACGGAUGCAAAGGAGACACACGGUAGAUGAAAACUCUCCGCAGAGGAAGAAUAAAGCUCUCUUCCACCAGCUGAGUCUGAAGGAGAACUGGCACCCUGUGAGAGGAGCUCAGAGGGACAGGAAGGAAGUGUGGUGUCGUGUGUACGUGACCAUAGACUCAUACGUGAGUGUGAGGACACACGGCGAGGUGUCCGUUCAGGAACUGCUGAGCACUGUGGCCGAAAGGCUCGACUGUGAUGAGGACGACAUGGUGCUGAUGGCCGUCACAUAUCCUGGAGAGAAGGUUCUGCUUCAGUCGGAUCAGUGUGUGUUCUCGUCUUCACUCAGUGCCGCUGAGCGGCUGCACGUCUGCAGAAGAGACCUGACUGAGAUCAUGAGUCCCUUCACUGAUAAUGGGCAGCAGCGCUCAGUAAAGAUGCUGAGCAUGAACACGUGGGAUGUAGCCGUGUCGCUCACCAACUGUGACUGGAGUCUCUUUAGUAAUGUCCAUGAGCAAGAGCUGGUAUACUUUACUCUGAGCCGUGACACGAGCACUGGCCACAUGGUGGCGCUGGAGCAGCUGUUACAGCGCUGCAAUGAGACUCAGCAGUGGGUGAUGACCGAAGUACUUCUGUGCCCGACCCUCUGCAAACGUGUGCAGCUCUUCAAGAAAUUCAUCAAGAUCGCAGCACACUGUAAAGCACAGAGGAACUUGAACUCAUUCUUUGCUAUUAUUAUGGGACUGAACAGUCCCGCCGUCAGUCGACUCACUCAGACAUGGGAGAAAGUCCCUGGGAAGUUCAGGAAGUUGUUCUCUGAGCUGGAGAGCCUGACAGACCCUUCUUUAAAUCACAAAGCCUACAGAGAUGCCUUCAGGAAGAUGAAGUCUCCCAAGAUCCCUUUCCUACCUCUACUUCUGAAAGAUAUUACCUUCAUUCAUGAGGGCAACAAAACAUUUCUCGACAACCUAGUCAACUUUGACAAACUACACAUGAUAGCAGACACAGUGCGGAUUAUCAGGCAGUGUCGGACAGAUCACAUGGGAAACAUGUUGUCCCAGAAGGACAGCGUGGAAGUGAGAACGUACAUCAAUUACCUGCACGUCAUCGACAAUCAACAGACUCUGUUUGAGCUCUCACACAGACUUGAGCCCAGGACAUAAAACAACUCGAUAUAUAUCCUAAAACCACUACUGAAGACUGGACCGCAUCCUUGCUCUAACUGAAGACUGUGACGAGUAAAUCCUCCACUAGGGGGAGACACAAUCACGCCAACCACACAGAACAGAUACAGAGUAUCACACAGCCAAAGAAAUCUCAGCCAGUUCAACCCACCAUGUGAAAGGAACAAAGAAGCUGAAUCAUGCAAGAAAACAGCAAGAAUUUACUGAACGGUUAUAACAGGAAACAUUACAGUGAUCCAGUAUUCUUUAAGUUACAGUACAGAAAGAUCAUGUUGAGAAUUCAGAUGUCUUCAUACAUCACACUUUCACUCAGUAGUGUAGGGCAGAUUUUAGUUAUUUUGAGCCAGUUUGCCACUGCAAAAUAUGUAGCUUCACUAAUAAAUAAGAGCAUAUGCAUAUAUGAGAAAUUAAUAGGCACAUCUUUAUUUCUGUGCAGUCCAAUUAGUCUGAAAUUUGAGCUACAUGCGCAAAUAACAAAACAAUGUGAUGCCUUUUUAGAUCAUGGCCAACAAACAAUUUGUAGACAAUCAGAAAGAUAUCCCAAGGCAGCACACUGUAUUUCAGGUGCAGAAUUGCUAGUAGAAAUUUAGAUUAAAGCGACAAUUAGUUGAACUUGCAUAAACCGUAAGUAAAUCCUAAAAUUAUGCAUAUAUUUGAGGGAAAACACUAUAUCUGUGCAAUCUAUUUAGCAGACUGUCAUAGAAAUAAUUGGGUUUUAAAUUAUGGAUGUAUUUUAUUGGAAAAGCCCUACUGAAAAUAACUGAGCAAUGGUUCUGUAAUGGCUUACAUGAGAUGGUGCUUGAAGAAAGCAAAUGUAUAGAGUUCUUGUAUAAGUUGUACUUUGACUUGUGAGACAUUGAGAUAUUUAUUAAACAACAAGCUUGUCCCUGAAUCAGAAGGGAAGACAAAACAAGUUUUAAAUACAAAGAAAAGAUAUAAUGUACUGUAAAUGUGAUCAGAUGGUCUGAAGGAUUUGGCAACGCCAUUGAUUGACCAGUCUGAUAAUGCCUGUGAGGUUCACAUGUGAACUCUGUAAAUAUGAAGACUUUGUUUUUAAUAAAUAAUGAUAAACAGGCCAUAAAGCAAUAGCAAGGUGUACAUCUCACCUUCAGAAAAACAAGUGUUUGCAGUGACUGACUGUAGCUGCUGUUUGCACUAGUUUUCUUCACAAAGAGCCUGACAUUAAAGA